Molecule: messenger RNA, 2987 nt
Organism: Suncus etruscus (white-toothed pygmy shrew)
Lineage: Eukaryota; Metazoa; Chordata; Mammalia; Eulipotyphla; Soricidae
Gene: SLC35D1
Product: solute carrier family 35 member D1
Exons: 12
Coding region: 21-1094 (357 amino acids)
Cellular component (GO): Golgi apparatus
Molecular function (GO): GDP-fucose transmembrane transporter activity; antiporter activity
Source: RefSeq, a predicted model, not a curated record
CCCCCGCCUCCGCCUCAGCCAUGGCGGCGGAAGUUCGUAGACGUCAGCAGGCCCGGGUUAAAGGAGAAGCCCCCGCGAACGCCGCCGCCGCGCUCAGUCAUGAGGAGCCGCUGGCCAUGGCGUCGGCCGAAACGCUGACCGUCUUCCUGAAGCUGCUGGCCGCCGGCUUCUACGGCGUGAGCUCCUUCCUGCUCGUCGUGGUCAACAAGAGCGUGCUCACCAGCUACAGGUUUCCCUCCUCGCUGUGUGUUGGACUUGGCCAGAUGGUGGCCACCGUGGCGGUUCUUUGGGUGGGCAAAACGCUCAGAGUAGUCACGUUUCCUGACCUGGACAGAAAUGUACCUCGAAAGACGUUUCCACUACCUCUACUAUAUUUUGGGAACCAAAUCACAGGACUGUUCAGCACAAAGAAACUGAACUUGCCAAUGUUUACAGUUCUGAGAAGGUUCUCUAUCCUGUUUACAAUGUUUGCUGAAGGAGUCUUACUCAAGAAGACUUUUUCUUGGAGUAUUAAGAUGACUGUAUUUGCUAUGAUUAUUGGAGCCUUUGUAGCUGCCAGCUCUGACUUGGCAUUUGAUCUGGAAGGAUAUGUUUUCAUUCUGGUAAAUGAUGUCCUGACAGCAGCAAAUGGUGCAUACGUGAAACAAAAAUUAGAUUCAAAAGAGCUGGGAAAAUACGGUCUGCUGUAUUACAAUGCACUGUUCAUGAUUCUGCCCACCCUGGCCAUUGCAUAUUUCACAGGAGAUGCGCAAAAGGCAAUGGACUUUGAAGGCUGGGCCGAUACCCUCUUUCUUCUGCAGUUCACCCUCUCCUGUGUGAUGGGGUUUAUCUUGAUGUAUGCCACGGUCCUCUGCACUCAGUAUAAUUCUGCUCUUACUACGACGAUAGUUGGCUGUAUUAAGAAUAUAUUAAUAACUUAUAUCGGAAUGGUCUUUGGUGGAGAUUAUAUUUUUACAUGGACGAACUUCAUUGGCUUAAAUAUCAGUAUUGCUGGGAGUCUGGUGUACUCCUACAUCACUUUCUCCGAAGAGCAGCUGAGCAAACAGUCAGAGGCCAGUAACAAGCUGGACAUUAGAGGAAAAGGAGCGGUCUGACGGGAGCCUGCUGGCCACGGAGGAGCAGUCCGGGACGCCGGCCCUUCUGCACACGCUGCGCGCUGUGGUCGCCAGGCCAAGACCAUUUCUUUGCACUUGGACAAUCCCAGGAUCGAUUGCUGCCUUUUUAGAGUUUAUGAUGAGAGAAAGUUAUAAUUUACUAGUGUAGAUAUGCCGUUUAAUUACUUAUUUAUCAGACCGGAAAAUGUACUGGCCUUUUAAUUUAUUUUCCUUCUGUGCUGCCAGUGAAACAUCAGUGCUUUUGACACUAUUCUGUCCCAGCACUGGAUCUCUAGGUGUCCCUGAGAGCUGCGUGUGUGACUCGGACUUUGACUGGGGCUUUGCUAGUCAAGUCUUUGCUGUGGCUGGAGGCACUUUAGCCUUUCUUCAGUGUGAAGUGCAACCACGGGUCUGAAACUUCUUUCACUUUCCUUUCUUGGGUUGGGUUUCGAACCGUCCCCAGCAGUGCUCAGCAGCUAUUCCCAGUGGUGCUGGGAAGCCAUGUGGUGCUGGGCAUCAAACUUGCAUUCCCUCUUCAUGCAUAGCAUGCCCUGCAGCCCGUUUAGCUCUCUCUCUGUUCCUGUUCUCUUACAUAAGGGCCGCUUCUGCUUUGUAAGGUACCUGUGUGCAUUUGCUAAAGUUGAUAGUGCUCACCCUAAAGACUGGGCCUGACUGAGGGAUGUGACUUAGCAGUCAAGUGUGUGUCUCUAAUGCUAGAAUGUUAGACUCUGGAUUGGAUCCCUGGCACUGAAGCACAUUGAUUUCCAUUUGGUUUCCCAGGACCCUCAGGCUGAACAGAGAGAGACCUUUCUUGAAACUCUCCUCCUCAGUAGUCCGACUGUGAUGAGGCGGCGAGGGCAGAGGGGCCUUUAGAGCCUCCAUUCCUCAAGCCGAUUCCUUCACUCGUGCGUGUAGUGAGUCAGUGCUGUGCUGAGGCUCAGGGUACUAGAUUGCCUUGAAGCAGGUGGAACAAGCUCAGGUUGGACAGGGAACUGCGCUCUCCAGUGUGUUGGGGAGCUAUGGCGGGGAGGAAUUGGUGAGAGCCUUUGUUCAGCUCUUAGAACCUCCAGGCCUGUGACCUUUCCUUCUCCAAGUCCAACUAUUGGGUGUGAGACCCUGUGCAGUGCAGUCGGAGGCCACCAUUUUCAUCCCUGAGCUUCCUUCCUCUGAGUUUGGGCACUGCUCCCUUCACUAUGCUAAUCUAAAUGAAGAGGUCUCACCUUUCUGAAGGAGUUGGUCGUCAGGGAAAGGCAUGGAGGCAUUUCUUCCUUUCUUCCCACAUGGGGUUAGAGCCAGCGCCUCCUUUUCCUGGUGAUUUGAGCUCUCCCUCCUUCACACACCUACACCCUCCAUCCCUAGGGCCCAGCUGAACAUGCCAGCUUCUCAGGACUGAUGUGGCCUUCUGGGAGAGCAAGUGAGGGAACAGUGCCUGGGGUGCCUUUGGGCAGGUGGACUGGAAUGUGGUCUUAUCAUUUGGAUCGGAGGCCUGCUUUGACUUAGGGGGGCGUGUUUGUCGGGCCAGUGGUACAGUCAGCACCAGGGAGGUGGGCCCCCUGUGCAUUUCCUUUUUGUUGGCUAUAGCUACACUUGGCUCAAGAUAUAGUAAGUAUUCAGAGUGCUUGGUGGAAGCCUCAGGUAGUGAGGUUUUGUGGAAAGGAGAAGGAAGAGGUAGCCCCCUCUUCUGUCACCCACACAAAGAAGGGAACUCGGACACUCAAAGUCCUUUGUUUGCUGGGAUUUCCCCUCAGGAAAGACUGUUGGUUCUGGGUAGAUGUGGGGCUUCUGUGUUGGAUUGCUUCUUGGGGCUCAGAUGUUUCCUUGAGAAUCCCCUGUGGAUCUGAUUUCUUUCCAGGUCUGUCAGAAAAUGGCAUCCUAUUCUGAUGCCCCUGAAUU